Molecule: messenger RNA, 1212 nt
Organism: Cladophialophora psammophila CBS 110553
Lineage: Eukaryota; Fungi; Ascomycota; Eurotiomycetes; Chaetothyriales; Herpotrichiellaceae
Exons: 2
Coding region: 1-1212 (403 amino acids)
Biological process (GO): proteolysis
Source: RefSeq, a predicted model, not a curated record
AUGGGCGACGCCGGACCUCUGACGCCGGACCCGCUCCUCCCGGAACGUAGCGCCGGCCUCGACGGGCAGAUUGAAACAGAUGGAGCGUCUCCCCUGAGGGAGGUGAAGGUGCUUGUUACGGGGUUCGGUCCGUUUAAAUCUUUCCUCAUAAAUCCCUCCUGGUUGAUCGCCUCGGCGCUGCCCGAGGAGCUUUAUCCCUCUCCAUCGACCGACUCUCCGCAGAAAGCACCCGACUACAAAAUCACCUUGAUCGUCUACCCCUCGGCCAUCCGCGUCUCCUACUCCACCGUCUCCACCACCGUACCCACCCUCAUCUCGACCCACAAUCCCGAUUUCGUCCUGCACAUCGGCAUGGCGGGCGGGCGCGACUGCUACUCCCUCGAAACCCGCGGGCACAGGGACAACUACCGGAUAAAGGACGUGGACGACUGCGACGGCUUCACCUGGGGGGAGAAUCGGUGGAAAACGGAAGGGGUGCCCGAGGUGCUGUAUGUCGGAUGGGAUGAGGUCGACGUGCUUGCUCGUUGGGAGGAAGGUGUACAGACUGGACUGAGGGAGCGGGGGUUCUUGGGGAGAGGGAAGAUGGAGAGGGCGUUGACAGAACACGGAAAGAGAGACAGCGAGAUCGAUACACUGUCCACAAGAGCGGUACCCCUCAUGCCCAUCGGACGAGGGACCAUCCCCCUGAACCUGAUGUGGGGGACGAGCAAUGUGCCUAUAUCAUCGACCAAGGCGGACGAGAACAGAAGAAAAGCCGUGGUCAAGUUGUCCUGCGACGCCGGACGGUUUCUGUGCGAGUAUGCCCUGUUUGAGAGCUUGAGCCGCCGAUGGUUGGAGUCGCAGAGACGGACUGAUGGUGAUGACAACGGAGGAAACCAAAAAGCGGCACAACAGAAAGAAGUCGAGUCAUCGCUAUCGGGGUCACCCGAUCUGAACACCUCGGCCUCGUCCAAUUCUAGCGCCUCUCAGUCCCAGACAGACCACGCGCCAGACCGACUCGGCAAAGUGGCUUUCCUGCACGUGCCGGGCUGGACGGGCGUGGAAGACAUCAACCGCGGCGUCAUGGUUGCCGAAGAGGUGAUUCGCGCGCUGGUGGGAAGUUGGGAGGACGGUUACAGGAGGAAAGGGAUUGGCGCGAGGAUGGCAAUCCAGGCGUAUACCAAGCAGCAUUCGGAGGAAGCGGGCAGGGUGGCGUCACCGUGGAGGGGGUGA